AUGGCGGCGGCCAAAGCGAGCUCCCCGUCACUGCCAAGCACGCCGUGUGACAUCCACAAGGAUGCCGUGGUCUGCCAAGAAGCCAAGGUGCAGGGCACCCACAGCAUCAAGGUGGGCGAGGGAACGGUCAUUCAUCCCGCCUGCAUCCUCCAUGCAAAGGCCGGCCCAAUCGUGAUCGGCCGAUUCAACGUGCUAGAGGAGCAGGUGGAGGUCGUCAACUCCUCGGACCAGCCCCUGGUCAUCGGCGACCACAAUGUCUUAGAGGUGGGCGCCCGGGUCCUCGGAGGCGGCGGCCCCCGCCUGGGCGACGCGAACCUCCUGGAGAUCCGGGCGACCUUGGAUGAGGGCUGCUCUGUUGGCAGCGGCUGCACCCUGGGCGCCUGUACGUCCCUGAAGGAAGGCGAGGCUCUCGGCGACGAAAUGGUCGUGAUCGGGCCUGGCCUACGCCACGGCGAGCCUGGCGCCAAAGAAGCGCACGUGCAGGCCGUCCUGAAGUACAUCGAGGUGCUGAAGGAAACCUUGCCGCGGUGCCACCACCUGCGCAAGAGCAACGUGAAGUCCUGA
Molecule: messenger RNA, 564 nt
Organism: Symbiodinium sp. CCMP2592
Lineage: Eukaryota; Dinophyceae; Suessiales; Symbiodiniaceae
Source: the annotation of a GenBank genome assembly